UGCAAACGCUCGACUACCCCGUGCUGGACGUCAGGGCCUUUCCGCACAUCAUCGACGAGGUGGUACGCGCCGCAUCGUCUGAUGUCCUCGCCUCCUUUCGCGCCGCGUCCCGCCGCUUCCGUGCGCUCGUUGACGAUUUGACGGCCUCCCAUCUUGUGCUCGAAGGCGUAUCCUCGACAAUCUACCCCGCUGCGGCGCUCCAUAACGGCGAGCGCUCUUUGAUGCGCUCCGCGACCUCGGGCCCAGGCCCUCUCGGGCCCGUAUGGCCCGAGCAUGCUGCGCUUGCUUCUGCCCGCACGCUAGACCUACGCGGCUGGCUACGCGCUGAGGCGCUCAAGCUUCCUGUCUACCUGGAUACGCUGAGGACGUAUGAAUAUUACGCUCAUUCACCUGGCCCAUUGGCGCGCAAAACCCUGCUGUGGGGACCGCCAUACUGUCCCCCUGCGCGCCGACUCGUGCUCUUCUCGACACUCGAGCAGUGCACGCAUGUCAAGUACCGCCCUCAAAUUCCACGGUACUACCCACCAGGCGUGAAAGAGGUCGUGCUCAACCUCAGACUUCCAGGACGCGGCGGAGAGUGGGGCAGGCUCGAUGUGCCGCCCAAAGGGCCUGAGCUGGACCCUGUGACCGUGGUGUUGACGCCAAGCUCCCACUCACACCAAUGCUCAUCGGAGAAGAUGCUUGACGGGGUCCCUCUUGCCUCAGACAGCGUCGACGACAAAACAGCGCACAGGGCAUUCACCGAUCUUGCGGCAGUCCUGGACCGCCUUGCCGCGCCAACGACCCUUGUGGGCUGGGAGCAUUUAGACCAGAGGUUGGUGAAGCGCGACGUUCUCGCUCCCCUGGAAGAACAGGGCGUGGAGCUACGGCGCGCAGACGUGGUGCGCAAGAUUAUCGGCGAGCAUGAGUGGGGCAUCCUCACGCGCGAAGCCCCUCUUCCAUCUGAGGCUUGGACAGUGCCUCAGGCAUGGUGAGAGCUUCAUGGUCAAUCAUGGCUCCGUAAGGACUUAGAUCUGCAUGCCAUACAGAGAUCCUAAACCUCUCUACCCAGCCCUCACUAAGCGACCGGACGUAACCGGACAGGUACCAGGAUGUUGAAUGCGACGAAUGCGACCGCGGCGUUGGCGGCAAACACCAUUUGCGGCAUGCCCUGCUUUGCCAGGGCAGCGUACGC
Molecule: messenger RNA, 1174 nt
Organism: Cutaneotrichosporon oleaginosum
Lineage: Eukaryota; Fungi; Basidiomycota; Tremellomycetes; Trichosporonales; Trichosporonaceae
Source: RefSeq, a predicted model, not a curated record